Messenger RNA from Penicillium nucicola, 2250 nucleotides. RefSeq lists its product as uncharacterized. The coding region runs from base 1 to 2250 and encodes 749 amino acids. The record is from RefSeq and is a predicted model, not a curated record. NCBI's taxonomy places the organism in Eukaryota, Fungi, Ascomycota, Eurotiomycetes, Eurotiales, Aspergillaceae. The transcript has a single exon.
AUGGUCACACUCCACGAGGCGCUUCAAUGCCUCAAACCGACAUCCUGGGAUGACGUACCCCAGUCCCCGGACGAACUACGAGACUACAUGUGCGACCUCUUCAAACACAGCCGACUCAUCGCAGAUUCGCUCCCAGACCCUCCAAUCUCCGAAGCUCAAGACUAUCCCUAUUUAGAUUACGAAGCGGCAGGUCCCUCCGCCCACCGGAUUUUCCCCUCACCUUCUCGCCUCGGCGAAACCGACCCUGAAAUCGCCGAACUACAAAAGCAAUGGGGGAAGCCAGUCAAGGUAGGCGGACCAAAGGACAACCCGCUCGACGUGACGUUGUGGAAAUUAUCCGCGAAUGACGGCGGCGGUUCAUGGUUCGGCCGGCGGAGUAUACACGCCGGGCUACCCUUCUCGCGCUGGCGUGAGAAGAUGUCUGGCGAGUAUGACGAGACGCUCAAGGCCAACCAAAAGAAGAUCGAGAAGGGCCAGACCCCCGAUAACUGUAUCCGUGGCAUCGGUGCCGAGCAGAAGGUUGAGACUAUCGAAGUCAAGGACAAGGAUGGGUCAGACCUGGGCCAUCUGAUGGUUUAUCAUGUCUCAGCGCAGUUCCCCAAACCUACUGCGCCGCGCGACUUCGUGGCUAUGAUAAUCAAUUCUGAUUCUGGGUUGCGAGUGGGUGGGAGUCAUCAACCUGGUCGCAGUUGGAUGAUGAUCUCCAAACCUUGUGACCACCCUAGUGUCCCGCCUAAGCAUGGCUAUACCCGUGGAAAUUAUGAGUCUAUCGAACUUAUUCGGGAAAUUCCGAACAGGAACGGCAGUGAGAGUAGCUCUUCUAGCCAAAAGAGUCAGAAGAACAGUGGUUCUUCAUCUCUUGAUUCGCAACAGCAUAAGCAGGAUGGAGUCUCUGGGGACCAUGGAAAUGAGGAAAUGAGUCCUGUUGAGUGGAUCAUGGUCACUAGAAGUGACCCUGGUGGCAGCAUUCCGCGAUGGAUGGUGGACAAGGGAACACCGAGGAGUGUGGGAAUUGACGCCGCCAAGUUUAUCAACUGGGCUAUCCGAGAAGAUAAGCCACAGGAUGAUGAAAAGAGCUCGGGCUCGGACUCUACAGCUGCCUUGGCUGGCGCAGCGGGUAAAUCCCGAGAGUCAGUCAACGAAGCCGGGUCUGAUGAAGACCACUCGCACUCAGACUCGGAAUCCGAAUCCGAAUACGAUUCUCUCAGCGACGGCGAGCACUCGCAUCAUGGUCUUAUUGCCAGUGUCACCGGUUUGCUCAACACCGGCUAUCAACGAAUCGCACCUCAACUUCAAGGCUACAUACCUUAUCAUGAGGCAGCGAGUCACACUGACGGGACCCAAGCUUCCCAGGGCGAAGCAGACACUGCAGCGCUUUCAAAAUCGAAAAGUGCCACGCAGAAUAAAUCCAGCAAAUCCCUCGACGUUGAGUCCACGCAAGAUCAGGUCUCAUUCUCCUCCGCCCACUCUGAAUCAGCGACACCCGCCAUCGAUGAGAUCACACACAACAACAUGCCGCCAGACGAGCUGAUGAAAAUGACCAAGAAGGGGAAACUUACCUCCCACGAAAAAGAUCUCGCAAAGCAAGCCCUCCGCAAACGCGAAAUCGAAGCAAAACUAGAGACAAUCCGCGCCGAACUCGAGAAACUCCAUCUCCCAUCCCAACCACCCGCCGCAUCAGGAACAUCACUUAAAGGCAUAACUGAAGCAGACAGCGAUACAAGCGCAUUGCGCAAACGCGCCGCAACAAACCGGUCUUCGACGCCUGCCAGCUCAACCAAACAACAGAGCCACAAACACAAGCAUAGCCAGAGUUCAACAACUCAAGCAAAGGAAAGCAGUGAUGGUCAGUCAUCACAGACACAAACCCCCGAACCACCAGCACAUAACCACAAAGCCGCCUCGUCUCUCUUCAAUGAGGAAUCGAAACUGCUGAAACAGUUGAGCAAGAUCGAGGCUAGUCAAUUGAAGACUGCGGGAAAGAUUGAAGCGAGACAGAAGAAGGAUGUGGAGCGCUCCGAGAAAUCAAAGUCUAAAUCUGAAGUUGAGACGCUGAAGCAAGAGAUUUCGGAGCUUAAGAAAGAAGGGAAGACUAGGUCUAAGUCCGAGGUUGAGGGGCUUAAGCAGGAGAUUUCCGAUCUUAAGAAAGAGGUUCGGACGCUCCGGAAUGAGCGUCAGAAAUGGGUUGAUCUUGUUUCUUUGUUGCAGGCUGAGAAUACUAAAUUGGUUGCGAAGGAGGAGAAGGAGUAA